CUGACCAGUGCAGUGAAUACUGUAGGUUCUUCGCUAUACAAAAGUGUUUCUUGAUGCUCCUCAACAAGCUUCUCGCCACUGCACUGCAGGAAACAGUCCACUAUGCCACUUAUUAAAAUUUGGAGUGGCGAUGAAGUGGUGAAAAAGGUGGCCUAUGCUACCACUUUAGCAGAGGUGCUUGUUCAGGCAAAAGAAAAAGGAGUCUGCAGUUCUCCAAAUGCAAAGGUUUUCUUGAGAGACUGGACUCAGUUAGAUGAAGACAUCUUCAAGGACUUAUUGGAAGAGCUUCCACUUGAAGAGAGGGUAUUCAUUGUGACAGAAGUAAUUCCACCAAUUCCAGUUGACCAGGCUGUUCCUUGCAGCUCUGGGCUAGGUGAUCUAGUGGAAACCUUCCACAGUGCAGACACUCAAUUUAAGCUUGAAAUUGAUAGAUUGCCACAAAGCGUGCAGACAGCUCUGGAAGCUGACGGACCCAUUCCUCCAACAGAGAGGAGGGAAUUGGUGAGGUCCACAGUUGACCAGCUAACAAAAUUCUGUUCGAGGCCAAGGCAGGAACUCAUCAAGUCUGUAGCUUCAGCCAUUGUGCUGAAAUUUCCAGCGCACUGCAAGACAAGGCAAUAG
Dermacentor silvarum is the source of this 621-nucleotide messenger RNA. RefSeq lists its product as uncharacterized. The transcript is spliced from 3 exons. The coding region runs from base 103 to 621 and encodes 172 amino acids. NCBI's taxonomy places the organism in Eukaryota, Metazoa, Arthropoda, Arachnida, Ixodida, Ixodidae. The record is from RefSeq and is a predicted model, not a curated record.